GGUUGACGUAUGUUGUAAUUUGGUAACACCUGAGAUAAGCUAUAGGCCUACUAUAUGCACUUGGGAGGUGCUAUAUGUCUACUAUCACGUGAGAGCAUGUGCAACACUACUCCCCUGUCAAAUAAAGUGGCCCAAUUGAGGUGGUCCAUGUUUGGACAAGUGCUACGAAUGCCAGAGAACACCUGCACAAAGAGCUCUAGAAUUUGCUGUAGUUGGAUCCAACAAGUAGUGUACCAAGCUCGCAAAGGGCGUCAUUGUACAAAGUUACUCAGUACACUGCGAGCAGACCUCAACUCAAGGAGGCAAAAGAUGGGAACUCUCACAACGAGCAAGAAACUAGGGGAGCUAAGGAUCCUCGCGAGUGUGACUAGAGAAAAUGGCCUCAAAUGAAGAAGGACUGAUUGCAGCUGUAGGAAGUUUCUACUACUCAGAAGCAGUAUCCAGUAAAUAAUAAAAAAAAUAAUAAUUUGGGACCACUGAAAAGUGGUCUUUAAUUGGAGGUGGUCUUUAAUUAGAUGGAGACUUGCAAAUAUAAUGUAUUCUACAGGGUUUAUAAAUCAAUGGCCAUACAUUAUUCAGCAGGUUAAUCCUGAACACACGCCCUCCACAGUAUACGCAAGUUACAAGCGCCCGCGUCUAUUCGAAAUACUAUGGCAACACGCAUUGUGAUCAUGGAGACGUACACUUCAACCUUCAACAAACCCAAUAAGCCUAGUAUUUUUUACACCGAAAGCUUACAAGAAGUUCUCGUUCAUCAUCAUCAUUUAUUGUAUUACCAUGGGCAUCCAAAAAAUAAUCAGAGAAUUUAUGGAAAAGCGAUCAAGUAAUAAAGGAACUAAGAAUGAUCGUCCAUAUUGUCCUUGGUGGAGGCGAUUUCCUAGCUUCAGAAAAUUUUUCAUGAGGAAAAGAAAAAAUAAGGUUUCUCCGGUAGGAGAUCACACUUCAUCCAUCAGAGACAUUGGCAAGUCGACUUCUGAGAACAUGACUCAAUCACGAGUAAGUGGUAAAGGCAUACGAAACAAGGGCUUGUUUAGGUCUAAGUCGGAAUCUUCCGUUAAUAGCCAUCGUGUGAAAGUAACACCGCCGAACACCUCACAUGACAGUGGCAUUGCAGACAUGCGAUCUGAAAAAGAUACCAUCCAACGUCUUCAAUCAUCACGAAAGAGCAUCGCCUGGUCUGUAUCUUUCCAUGGUGAGGAACCUGAAGGCUCAAGGAAUAAGAACAGCGCUGUGGAUGACAACGAAAACACAGGAAAAGACACACUGACGGAUCUGAAAGUGCUUUGGAAUCUGGUGAACGCCGACUCAUCAAUCCUCAGUGAUGACGAAUGGACGAGCUUUCAAAACGACGCCAUUGAUGAUAUUGACACAAACGAAAAUGAUCAGAAUUCUGUUCUGUUACGUAAUCUGAACACUCUCCAGUGCUACAAUGACGAGAUGGUUUACAUGCUGCAACGUGCUAAUGAAACAUGGUCCAAGAUCUGCCGAGGACCUUUCCCGCAUUUGAAGAACCACACCAAGGAAGAGGUAGUUAACAUGAUGUCACGUGGUUGUAUAGACAACUCCAGUAAGCUUAUCACCAAGCUUGACAACGCCAUGAAGGACGUAUAUGACGUCAUGAAUGGGAUUGACGACCACUUAGGUCAGCAGAUCGAUUUCAAGAACAGGAUUCGACACGAUCGCGAUUUAAAAGAAAAGCGUCCCGGUAGAAUUAACUUGGCCAGGUCCUACUUGAAACCAAACGGAUUUCCGACUUGCAAUUUUAGAGAGUGUUUGGACAUGGUUGUCGAAGAUAUAGCCGAUGACACAAUAGACAAGAACGAUUAAAUCACAUGACAGCGACUCGCGACCUUUUUUUUUGCAGAACGUGGGUAUAUUUCUUGAGAACGUCCACUACAUAUUUUCAUAGAACUUUCUUUAAGGCAGCACAAUGCUAACAUGACUGGAAGCAUUAUGUUUUGAUUUUUGAUCUUCAAAACGGAGUAUACUGGAAGCAUUUGAAUCAUUUUCUCUACCAAGCAAUUUCCAUUAUAAGGAAUACACUUGAUUAUAACAGAUAUGGAAAAACAUUUGAUAAGCUACUGUCAGAUUACAUGAUGUAGGAAUUGUUAUUAUGUAUUAGAUGCUUUUGAUCAAAAUUGAUAGUGGAACAACAUUGUCAAAAGCAAAUGGUAUGCCGAAAAGAUAAGGACAACUUCAAAAAUCAAAAAUUAUACUGGACCACAAAUUGCUUCUCGAAUAAUAGUAAUGGUAAAAAAAAACCCACCAGAAACAGACUAUUGCAGAGAAGCCCACAUCAUCUCACCGUUUUCCUGCAAUUUCAGACCACUGGCAAGCAGUAGUUUGCAGGAUCAUAACUCACAGAUGCUCAAUGGUGCUUCUCUACAAGGAAAAGUCACAUCUACCAGCAAUUGCCAAUUGCAAAGGAAAUUGAUAAAAGAAACUAAACUAAUUUAUAUGGAACAUCACUCCAACGAAUAUGAUAAGAAGAAAAUGGAUCGGUGAAUAUACACAUCCUAUAGGAUAACAUACUUAAUAAUUACAGAUUGGCGAAACUCAUUUUAUUAGUUAAUAUCUGAUUGAUGAAGAACUUUAGAAUCAAAUUGUAUAGUGGGACGUAAUAAUAAGAGAUGAUACUGCACAAGUAAUUCCAGCGAGUCGCUACUACAUCAAUCACUGACAAAAUGAGCAAAAACAGUUAAGACACUGCUUAUCCUCAACUAAAAUUACAGGAUAGAUACGAAUCGUCAAAUAACAAAAGACAUUGAAAACCAUAUUAGAAAUUAUACAGGACCAGUAAUUCCAAUGAAUUAAUACUUGAGUACAAAAAGCGAUUACUCGCCGAAAUGAUGUUGUAGGCCUAUUAACAUAACACCAUGACCAAUAAUUGAGAAGGAAGGGAUACCUCGUGGAAAAAGACUAACACUGUACCAAAAUGAUAUGGACCAUCACUCUAAUUUAAAUUAAAUGUUUUAUUUGUCCAUUAAAUGGAAAUGACAUGGUAGAAUGAAAAUUGAUCAUCGCUUCAAUUGAGUUUUAAUGUGAGUAGGCUCCAUACCAAUUGAGCAAACAUAUUUUAAGAUGAGCUUGUCAAUUUUCAUUUAACAAGGAAAACAUACUUGAUAAUUACAGAUUGCCAAGGAAAAGUGAUAACUCGUUGAAAUGGAUUACCGCUAGGAGGAGACACAUAAUUGACAAAAUGAGUUAAAACAUCAAUGCAAGACCACUUGUCUUACUUUCAAGAAUAAUUGUAUGGAGAAGAGGAACGAACCUUUACAUAUGCAAACAAUUUCAAUAACAUAAAAAAAAAAACCAAUAUGGAAAAUGAUACGAGACCAUUAAUUGGUCCAACGGAUUGCUACUGGAGUACAAGGAAACAUCUUACUGAAUUAACUCAAAAUCACUACAGUAAUUUGAUAUUGCAAAGGAUGUUGAUUCUCCAUGUCAAAUUAAAGUUGAUGUAACGAAUUGAUCUGGACCAUCACUUUUAACGAAAUGAUAAAAAUGAAAUUGGCUAUUCGCUUCCAAUAAUUGCAACACACACUCCUGACAAACAAAUGCGAAUAUUAAAAGGAGCACAAGGUCUGGAAACGUGAUAAAGUCACCCUGCUUGAGGUCUUGUUCUUGAAUCCGUACGUGGCGACGGAAGAAAAUUCCACGUAGAGUCACGGGAUUAUUAAUAACGUCAAUCAUCGGCUAUCUUUGUGGAUUAUUAGUAUGAAUAAAAAUACAAAUAUCUAUCACCUUUCUGUUAUGGAAUCAUCAAAAUCAAGGUGUUUGAAACUACAUUAAGGAAUCAAUCCCUAUUUAAAUAUUUCUGACUUAGAUAUAGGCCUGUCUAUCCAAAUGUGAUGAUGAACUUUUAAAGCAAAUAAUAGAUAACAUUAAUCAAGGUAAGAAGCAUCUAACUUCCCCAUAUCCUCCCCCUUCCCAGACAACCACCAGUCCAAAGAUACACAAGUGAUAUACCGAAUGGUUACCACCGAAACUUUAUUAGAAAGUCAGAUUUACAUAGCAUAUGAACCUGGUAAAAAUGGCAUUAAGUCUAAAAAUACAUUUUUCAACGCUAUCUGAGCACCAUGUCCAUAUAUAGGGCUAGGGACGGGGAACCCUGGCUGGGUAAGUCGUGUUGAUGGGAUAUCCACGGGGUGUAGCACACUUAAAGUAACUUUUAUGAGUUUACAGAAAACGGAGAACACAGCUCCAAGGCCUACAUAUCGAUGAUAAGUUUCCAUUCAAAUUUAGCCAAUAACAAAAAAAAAAAAACAAAAAAAAAACACAUCUCUGUCCAGAUUUAUAAAAGCUUCCGAAUUUUGUUGGGAAAUCCCUGCUUGUAGACAGCACAUAAUAGUGGGGUAAACAGGCCAACUAUUAUAGACCCCCUUUCAAUGUUUACAUUGGCCUGGCUGAAACGUUGGUGGCGGACACCAGUAUGGUACAAAUUUACGGAAAAUCAGUAUACUGGUUAUCUUUAUUUUUGUUGUGCUAAAAAGACGAAAGGUACAUGAAUGCAAUUCACAUAUGGAAUAUUUAUGUAUAUUAGGAAUCGAUGACAACAACCGAAAAGAUAAGACAAAAAAUAAUUAAAAAAAAUAAAUAAAAAUAUAAAAAAUAUAAUUUCUUAUAUUUAUAGGCCUAUGUUAUUUUUGUCGAUGCCUAAUAAUAUAUAACUAUGCCGUUAUGUGUAUUUUACGGGGUUUCUAUCGAGAUCUUCUUUUGGAAAGCACCACUAUGCUAAAGUAUCAUUUUCUCAAUGGUCACAUAUUAACUGCUCAUAAGGGGAAUAACGGUGAAAACAUUUGCCUCUCGGUGAUAUGGAGACCGUAGCCUACGGCUUUCCGAUUGCCGCUCGAAGUUAUUACGCGCUUUUUAACCAAUAACCGCCACCACAAACUUAAAAAACAGAUACCAACUUUCACAGAGUUAUCAGAAGACGCGCGUGAGGCUAGACGUUAACGUUGGAUUCCCUAAAUUUCAUAGGAAAAGCGGUACACUUUUUGCAGUAUAACUUGGAGUAGGCCUAUACUCAUGGAUAAAAGUAAAACAUAAUGGUUUAAGCUUAAAUCAUGCCAACCACAGUCUCAGGAUAAGUUAGAUUAUCGUUUGCUAAAAAAAAAAAAAAAAUCAAUCACAAAAUAUUGUUUUAAAAAAUGAAUAAACACAGAGGGCCGCUUGUUCGAGACGGGCGCUUCUCCAAACCGGCGCUUAUUCGCGCGAGUACGGUAUUUUAGUGGAAAAUAGCCUCAAUAGUAUAAUUAUUUAAGAAUCUAUAAUCUAUUAUAAUACUGCAGCUUCAGGUCCUUGUUGGUCGUCGGCGGCCGGCUUCCUUCAUGCACCCUAAAAAAGGAACAUUUACAGUAUAUUUAUUUAUUAAAAAUAAUGUUGCAUACUAGAACUAUCAGGAAUAAACAUACAGAUAAAGGCAUGGUUUUUUCUUGUCAUUUGACUAGGUAAUUUAGUGAAGAAAUGAAUGCAAGUCCUAUAGGCAAAUGUAUAAGGGAUUCAUUAGUCUGAUUUUCUGCAAAAGCUUACUGUGUAUAUAUAGUAAUUGACUUACUUGAUUUGGAUAAAAUCUAAGCCCACAUAGACAUUGAAUUUCAAUUGAAGAAAAAAUGCACCCUACUUUGUUAAUCAUAAUCAUUAUAAGUCCUACAUUAAAGGGAAAAAAAACCCAAUGUAAACUAUCAUUAACCGUUCACCCCUGAGUUCACAGACUUGUGGUUCCUGAUUUAUGUCAAGGGAGUAGGUUGAGUCUAAAACACACAGGUGAAAUUUAGCCUUUUUACCUAUUUAAAACCUAAUCAAUUAACUAGUGGUCUGUGAAAAUGUGGUCAUGUUGAAACCUGACCAGCCGUACCGGUGGCUACGCCCCUCGAUCUUCAUAAUGGAGUGCUAAGGAUUUUAACCAUUUUUCUA
This is a messenger RNA of Anneissia japonica, 5916 nucleotides long. RefSeq lists its product as uncharacterized. Bases 778 to 1827 code for a protein of 349 amino acids. The transcript is spliced from 4 exons. The record is from RefSeq and is a predicted model, not a curated record. NCBI's taxonomy places the organism in Eukaryota, Metazoa, Echinodermata, Crinoidea, Comatulida, Comatulidae.